Molecule: messenger RNA, 530 nt
Organism: Bactrocera dorsalis (oriental fruit fly)
Lineage: Eukaryota; Metazoa; Arthropoda; Insecta; Diptera; Tephritidae
Product: A-kinase anchor protein 14-like
Exons: 2
Coding region: 1-417 (138 amino acids)
Source: RefSeq, a predicted model, not a curated record
AUGUACAAAUACAUUACCUUCGCCGCUCUCUUCGCCAUCGCCACCGCUGCUCCCGGUUUCAUCGCUCAACCCGUUGUGGCCAAAGUUGGUGCCGUUGUACACACCGUUCCAUCUGCCACCUCCCACCAGAGCAUCACCCAAGUGCACAAUAACGCCCACAUUGUUACGCCUAUCGUGAAAGCCGUGGCGCCUGUGGUUCAUGUUGCACCAGUUGUGAAGUCCUACGCUGCUCCUGUAGUUCCAGUAGUCAAGACUGUUGCUCCAGUCGUCCCCGUAGUUCAUGCUGCUCCCGUAGUUCCAGUAGUGAAGACCUAUUCUGCACCGGUAGUUCAUCAUGUUCCGGUUGUAAAGUCGGUUGUUGCCCCUGUGGUGCCAGUGGUUCAUGCUGCUCCCGUUGCCCACGUUGUUCACCACUAAAUUUAUUAACUGCUUUUUAUUGUGGUAUACCUUGUGAUUGUUAAAAUAAAUAUAAAAUCCAAUAUUAAAUUUUAUUUCCACGGAGUUUUUAUCUACGCUGCAUUCUUGUUUCG